This is a messenger RNA of Didymodactylos carnosus, 975 nucleotides long. The record is from the annotation of a GenBank genome assembly. Lineage: Eukaryota; Metazoa; Rotifera; Eurotatoria; Philodinida; Philodinidae.
AUGCGGAAGAAAGGUCUGCACGCAAUGGGUAAACCGUCGCCUCCUAAUGCAGUGUGGCCACAUCCACAACAAAUACAAGUUGUCGGUACAGGUUUAUUGUAUCUGAAUUCCAGACAAUUAACGAUCAUUUCGAAUCUGGAUAAUUGUAUUAUAAUUAAAAGUGCAAAAGAACGCUAUGCAAAUAUAUUUUUUCCACCAAAAUUGAACAUUGCCAAUCCACCGUCAAACGUAAAUAUACUGGAAAGUUUAACAUUAAUAGUUAAAAGCAAAGUUUGUGAAGAACAUUUAAAAUUAACAUCUGAUGAAUCUUAUAAACUAAGCAUCAAAGACAAGAAAGCUGAUAUCGAAGCGUCAAAUGUAUGGGGUAUAUUGCGUGGCAUUGAAACAUUCUCUCAACUACUAUUUAUUAAUGAUGAAAAUCAAGUUAUAGUGAAUGAUACUGUGAUAAUCGAUGAUAGUCCAAGAUUUCGUCACAGAGGUAUAAUGUUGGACACAGCUCGACAUUACCUUCCAGUUCCAAUAUUAAAAAAGAAUUUGGAUGCAAUGUCUUACAAUAAAUUAAAUGUAUUUCAUUGGCACUUGGUUGACGAUCAGUCUUUUCCCUAUGAAAGUAAAGCAUUUCCAGAACUUUCGAAAAAAGGAGCAUAUUCCCAAGAUCAUAUUUAUACUCAACAGGAUAUUAAAGAAAUAAUUGAAUUUGCUCGACUUCGAGGUAUCAGAGUAAUUCCUGAAAUUGAUACGCCAGGUCAUACAUUUUCGUGGUUCAAAAGUCAUCCAGAGCUAAUAACGGAUUGUUGGAAAGAUGGUAAACCAAAUCAAGCUAUUUACGCUGUGCACGGCGAACGAGAAAUUUUUGAUGUAACAAAACCUGUAGUUUAUGAUAUAAUGAAAACAUUAUUAAACGAAAUGCAUCAAGUGUUUCCAGACGGUUAUAUGCAUUUGGGUACUGUUCUACAAAUGAAAUUUGAUACGUAA